CCUCUUUGGGAAAUACCGCGCGGAAAUAUAUGGAAGGUGGUCAUGAUGCGAUAGACUUCACGAUAAAUUCUUAUGCACCACCUGGAAACAUAUCUGGUCACAACACAAAUGUCAGUCACUACAUAGAAGAGAGCAAUUAUGUCGUUGAAUUGAUGCUUGGGAAAUUCUUCUUAUUACUUGAAAUGUAUUCAUUACAAUAUGAAUGUCACCACUUUCACGGAGUAAGUACACAUGUAAAUUUUUCUUCGGUUGGUGCUGUCAAAUCACAUACUGAGACAGUAGAAAUCUGGCGACAAGUGCUUUCAUAG
This is a messenger RNA of Trichobilharzia regenti, 308 nucleotides long. The record is from the annotation of a GenBank genome assembly. Lineage: Eukaryota; Metazoa; Platyhelminthes; Trematoda; Strigeidida; Schistosomatidae.